Molecule: messenger RNA, 3455 nt
Organism: Bacillus rossius redtenbacheri
Lineage: Eukaryota; Metazoa; Arthropoda; Insecta; Phasmatodea; Bacillidae
Product: gastrula zinc finger protein XlCGF57.1-like
Exons: 14
Coding region: 276-2174 (632 amino acids)
Source: RefSeq, a predicted model, not a curated record
AAUUUCAGUAGCCGUUGAUACUAGUGCGUUAAAAAAGUUGCUAAUAUGAGUGUGAACAGAGAAGUGAGAAAGCCGUCCAUAGUUGAUACGUGGUAGUGAAGUUAUUUAAAUUUCGGAAUCUUAUUUGUGUUAAUUAUGCGUUCCUCGUUAUCGUGAUAUUUUAUUUAAAGUAUUUUGAAAUUCAUGGUUAAUGCUUUUUUUCGUGACUUUAAAUAUACGGUAGAAGGAUUCUUUGAAAAGAUUUAUGUCUACAGAAAUUUUUUGCUGAAGACACAAUGGAAGAUGAAAUUGAAGAGAUGGACCCCUUGGAAAUUGAGCCACCUGUUUCAAGGAGGUCUUUGAGAACAGCCCAGGCGGCAGAACGUAACAAGAUUGUUAACAACAGUAGGUGUGAGCAUUGCAAUAGGACAUUUGCUAACCCAGCGGGUCUCAAGAGGCAUUUAAGGUUCUGUCAGAAGAAUCGCCAAGUAGCCAAUGAAGUGAAACAAGUUAAACAGGAAAUGCCUGCUGUUGACACUGGUGCAUCUUCGGAGGUGACUGAGGAUGAUCCAGAGGAGGCAGACAUGUCACUGCGAGACCAAAUGAAAGGAGUAAUGCUGAGCAAGGUUAAUGAGCUGAUUGAUGAGACUACUGCCUCUGGACCUGUUAAGUGUCAUUGCUGUGGAGAGGAUCUGGAGACUGCACACGUUGGGGGAGAGUUUGAGUGCGUCGACUGCGCCAAGUUCUUCAAGUUGAAGUCCAGCCUUGAGAGGCACCGCAGAGUCAUCCACUUCGAAGGGGACACGUACGAGUGUCCGGAAUGUGGUGCCCGCUGCCCCGACAAGGGAACUCUAGCUCGGCACAUUUACACCCACACAGGUUUAAAGCCUUAUUCAUGCUCUCGGUGCAACAGACAGUUCAGCCGGAAAUACCACCUGGAGCGUCACGUUAUUCAAACUGGCUGUGAUGGAAACCCUAAACCUUCACACCCUUGUCAGGUGUGUGGGCGGAUGUUCAGCCGGAAGGACAACCUGCGAGAGCACCUUCGCGCCCACGCGGGCCAGGUGAAGCAGAAGAAGAAGUUCACCUGCGUGCACUGCGACAAGGUGUUCCACGGCUCCACCCUGCUCCACAUCCACAUGCGCACGCACACAGGAGAGCGGCCGUAUCACUGUGAUUUCUGCCCUAAACGUUUCCCGUCGAGCGGUGCCAUGAAGAAGCACAGGCGUAUGCACACUGGUGAGCGGCCGUACGAAUGCAAGGAGUGUUUCGCCAAGUUCUCGGCGAAGGAGACGCUGAACCGCCACAUCAGGACCCACACUGGCGUGAAGCCUCACUCCUGCCAGUACUGCGGGAAGAGCUUCAUCCAGGCGUCUCAGCUGCGAGCUCACAUUUUCCACCACACUGGUGAGAAUGGUUUUACUUGUGGACACUGCCAGAAAGCAUUCAACCGACGGGCCCGCCUGAUCUUGCACGUCAAGUUUGUUCAUGAGGGAGCCAAGCCUUUCGAAUGCACCAAAUGCAAGCGGACAUUUGUGCGCAAGGAAGAUCUAGCUCGUCAUGACGUACUGCAUUCUGGCGUUAAAGCUCACAAGUGCCCCAUUUCUAUUUGUGAGAAGUCAUUUGCUAUGAAGUCUUCCUUGAAAAUCCAUCUUUUGACUCACACCAAGGAGCCGCCGCGCUCGUGCGAGGAGUGCGGCCGGGCCUUCAUCCGGCAGGACUGCCUGCUGCGCCACAUGCGCACCAAGCACCGCGACAUGCUGGAGGAGAUCCUGGCCGAGGCGGAGAAGAAGAAGCUGCAGCAGCAGCAGCUGCUGGCGGCGGCCGGCGCGGGGCCCGCCCGGGGCGUGGCCAAGGGCGAGGGGCCCGGCGCCCAGGCGGGAGAGGCGGGCGUGCUGGGCGACGAGGCCCUGGCAGACUCGGUGCGCGAGCUGCUCACCCUGCUGGUCGACGAGGCCACGCUCAAGGGAUUCGGAUGGCCCAAUGCACCGGUUGAUCGUCUCUUGGAGGCCGUCAUCAAGCGCUGCGGCCACCAGCCGAUGGGGUCGGAUGACCUGGGCUACACGGACCGGCUGCGCGAGAACGCCAAACUGCUCUUCACGGUGGUCAUUGACGACUCUGCCGUGAAGACGCUCUUGAACAACCAGACGGUGGACGAGGUCAUCUUGCACGUUUUGCGCCUUGCCAAAUCGUGAAGCUCGGCCUGCCAAGAGGACGUAGUGUUUCGUGUGCUUCGAAGCACUCGAGGAUAACUGGAGUCAUAGAGGGAAGACACUUACAGAUUCACUUAGUUUGUUUCCUUAACUGUGGGGGUUUGUCUCAAGAAAUAAUUGCAUUUCAUUAGUAAUUUUUAUUUUUUUUUAUGGUAUUGAAGUGUAGAACCACUACACGCGUAUUAGGUUAAGUUUCAAAAUACAGUGGGGUCUAUAUGAACUAUGUAAUUUUAAUCAAAUGUUAAUAAAUGCUUUAUUUUAAACAAAGUGCACAUUUUGCGGAUCAUGUUUUAUCAGAAUUAUUUUAUGUCUUUAUAAAGGUUACUGACAGUCAGCCGAUGAUCUAAACUACGUAGGCAAGUAAGUGUACUUGCAGUGAGAAAAAUUUAUUUGACAUCAUGUGUUAUUCUGCAUUUUUUUUGUUGAUAAGAUUUGAAUGUGUUUAUUGCAGUAAAAUAUGAGUUCUGACUGUUUUUUUGAAUAAUCCUUAUUUGUAUGGAUAGUUAUUUUCUUCAUUACUGUUAUUAUUUAUUUGAUGUAUGUGUUCAAUUGUAAUAAUAUCAAUGCCAAAAAUAAUAAAUAGUGAAAAUUGAAGUUCUGUGGCAUAUUUCAAUGGUCCUCAUUAUUAAAUGGAAGUGGCUAGUAUUUCACAUUUUGUGUCAGCAACAGUCGAAGAAUGCAUGAUCUGGAGACCUGUCGAUUGUUGCAACAGUACUUAGCUGAGCAGAAAAUUAUUUUCUUAAAUGGUGUAGUUUUGUUGUGAUGUACAUGAGUUAAGUGGUAUACAUAUGUACUACUAAUAAAAACAUCUUCCUGACCACAGCAUGUCCCUUUCCUGAAAAAUAAUUUAUUUUAUGAGGUCUUGGGACAGCACUUACAGAGAUGUGCUCAAUGCAUCAGCAAGAGAUUGGAACCGAGUAAAUUUCAUUGAAUUAGUAACUUUGGAAACCCCAAUUAUUUUACAAUUUAUUAAAGGGACAGGAAAACAUGGUGCAAAAAAACGUGUUUAUGAGGGUAAUGGCUGCUGGAAAUACUACUCAUGCUUUAAAAUAAUUAUUUUUGAAAACAAAUUUUUCGGGAAUGAUAUUAUUUAAUACUGAAGUAUAAAAAUGAAAUAAGUUAAUUAUAUGGUUAUUAUAAUUCGAUCUGCCUGUGUCCGUGAUUCAUUACUUAAUGAAAGUUGUACCACUGUCACUGCUGUUAAUAAAGUGUACUACCUGUAUUGACCUGUACUCAAUAAUAAACCAUAGCUGCAGUAAAUAA